CCACCUCCACCCAACAUCCCUUCAACUUCCUCCAUCCCAAGCUCUCACAUUCCCACAACCAUCAAAGCCCCUUCCAAAUCCCAACCCUCCAAAACCCCAAAAAUCCAUCCUAAAUAAACCUGAGUUCUGUAAAAAACCCAAAAUUGCUUCUUAACAAUUUUAGGAAGUUAAGUAGUAGACUGAGGUUAUAGUCCGAAGAAGCAUUUCAGAAGGUGGAGGGGCUGGUGGGAUUAAGAAUGAUGAAGGAGCUUUGAGAGGAAGAGGAAGAGGAUUUGGGGCUGGGAGGUGGGAGGUGGGAGGUGGGAGGUGGAUGGGGUGGUUGAAAAGGGGAUGUUGGAAGAAGGGGCUUGGUGGGGUUGAUAGGAAUUAAUUGGAGAUCGAUUCGAUAAAAAAUAAAGCCAAAGUGGGAAUUACAUAUGGGUCAAGGAAGAGGAGCUGAAUAAUCAUUCAGAAUUUCUCAGGAAUCAAAUCUCAGAGAUGGUCUUCAAGACAAAAACAGUACAGAGAAAGGGAAGAUCACCAAACCUCAAAAGGCCAAACACUUCAACAAACACUAUUCAACUUCAAACCCCGACAAACAGACUUCUUCCCAUAAAAGAACCUCUAGAAAGUAAUCUCCCCCAAACCCCCCUUAACUACCACCGUUCAAUCACCUCCUCCAAAAGUCCAAACCACACCAUGUCCAAAAAUCUCAACAUAAAUAAAAUUCUCCAAAAACUCACUUAAAGUUCUCUAAAACCAGGCCUCUCAGUGGUAAAAGUAAGAGGCUUAAAUAAAAGAGUGGAUGUUAAGGGUAAGGGGAAGUCUGAGGUUGGAAGGAAGGAGAUGGGGGGUGGGUUUUUUAGAGGGAGGGAAGAAGGAGGUGAAGGAGGAGGAUGUGGGGGUGAGGAUACUUUGGAGAGAGUCUUGGAAAGCUCACCGUGUAUUCUGGGGUUUAAGGGUUGGGAAUUGGAAAUUUAGUGUUGGUGGGAUAUUGGGGAGAUUUAGGUGGUUUUUGAAGUUAAUUGAAGAAAGUUUUGGUCAGAAGUAGAAAAUUUCCCAAUACCAAACCUAACCAUAUAAUUUCCCUCACCAAUACCACAUGCCACCACCCCAUAUCUCUGCUAAUAAAGCUUCAAAGCAUAAUCUAAUACUUAAAAACCUCACCAGACUUCCCUUUUACCCCAACCUAUAUGUCCUG
Molecule: messenger RNA, 1180 nt
Organism: Moneuplotes crassus
Lineage: Eukaryota; Ciliophora; Spirotrichea; Euplotida; Euplotidae
Source: the annotation of a GenBank genome assembly